This is a messenger RNA of Sclerotinia sclerotiorum 1980 UF-70, 585 nucleotides long. RefSeq lists its product as hypothetical. Bases 1 to 585 code for a protein of 194 amino acids. The record is from RefSeq and is a predicted model, not a curated record. The transcript has 2 exons. Lineage: Eukaryota; Fungi; Ascomycota; Leotiomycetes; Helotiales; Sclerotiniaceae.
AUGAGCAGCCAGGCAAAAGCAUUCAGAGAAUUGAUUGGUGUACCAGCAUCUACUGCUUCCGUGCAGGAUAGUGUAUUGAUUAUAAUUGAUGCGCAAAAUGAAUAUGCAAAAGGCCACCUAAAAGUCUCCCAAGUUUCCUCAUCCCGCAAAGCCAUCUCGAGUCUUCUCGAGAAAUAUCGCGCAGCAAAUGGAGCUCUCGCACAUGUUGUCCAUCAAGUACCAGCCGGUGCUCCGGUCUUCACACCCGAUACCGAGCUUGCCGAGGAAUUCGAGGAACUUACUCCUAAAGGUAGUGAGAAAGUAAUUGUCAAGCAACACCCGGGCUCUUUCACAGGAACAGAUUUAGAAUCUUUUAUAAAAGAGACCGGUAAAUCAAAGGUUGUGUUGACGGGAUAUAUGGCACAUGUGUGUGUGAGUACUACCGCUAGACAGGCGGCUGAGAAAGGAUAUGAGGUUUUGCUUGUCGAGGAUGCUAUUGGGGACCGAGAUAUUCCUGGAGUAAAGGCGGAGGAGUUGGUCAAGACGGUUUUGGCGGAGUUGGCGGAUGCUUUUGGUACUGUAGUACAGUCCAGCGAGAUCAAUUAA